AAACAUUUUCCUCAGUGUUUUUAGUUACCACAUGUAUCCUCCUGUACAGUAGUGGAAGGUAUAAAAAGGUUCUCAAUGGAUCACUUCGAGAAGGAUUUAGUUGAUGCGCUUAAAGACAUUGUCAAGGCUGGAAACUGGCAGUGUGUGGGAGACAAAUCUAAAUUUAAGUCACCAUGCACGAAGUUUUACUCAGAUGAUGGAGAGCAUAUAGUCCUGGUGCAUACAGAGGAUGAUAAAUUCUGGGCUAUGGAUUCAUCUUGCCCACAUGAAGGGGGCCCACUUGAGCAAGGUGAUAUUGAGGAUCUGGGCAAUGGGAAACUGGCUUUGAUUUGCCCAUGGCAUUCCUUUGAUUUCUGCCUUGAAACUGGUUCCUCUUCCUCUGGACUACAGAACCAAGUGUAUGAUGUCCGAAUACUGGAUGGAAAAGUGUAUAUAAAUACUCAAAGCACACUGUCCCUCUGUCCCAUCCCAGUGACAAAGAUAACCCACCAAGACAGUUUACCCAUUGAAAUAAGCUCCUCUGAAAACACACUUUGCACAUGGGCCACUAAAAUCCUUAACACCCCAGAUCCACAGGAAAAGGUUUCAUUGACCAAGAUGGUGCAAGAGAACUGGAACGGUGGGAAAAUAACAGAAACUGGAGAGACCAUCCCUCCUGCACAUCCAAAAAGAAAAGACAAUCUGACUGUUGUGGAGCCUGGAAAAAUCAAACGGGGCAAAGGCGGCACACUGGCGAGUAGGAUUGCCUUAUUGCACUCACUUGCUAACAUAGAGCAGUGGGCAAUAGACCUGUCCUGGGAUGUGAUAGCAAGAUUCUCCUCUUUUAGGUUGAGCACUGGAGAGCCAUUACCUCGCCAGUUCUUUGAUGACUUUGUCAAAGUAGCAGGAGAUGAAGCCAAGCAUUAUCAGUUACUAGAGCAAAGGAUUACGGAACUUGGCAGCUUCUUUGGUGCUUUACCAGUACACAACGGUUUAUGGCAGUCAGCAACAGAUACGUCUCAUGACCUUCUGGCAAGGCUAGCUAUAGUGCACAUGGUCCAUGAGGCCAGAGGUUUAGAUGUGCACCCUCAGACUCUGUCCCGCUUCGCCUCUCAGGGAGACACAAGCUCAGUGAAGGUGUUGGAGGUGAUUUAUGCUGAUGAGAUCACACAUGUGGCUGCAGGGUUGAGAUGGUUCACAUACAUCUGCUCACAAGAAGGACGGGAUUCCUUGAAAACAUUCCAUGAAUUGGUGAAGUUGCAUUUCAAAGGGUUUUUGAAGCCUCCAUUCAAUACAGAAGGAAGGAAGACAGCAGGAAUGACAGAAGAGGUAAACGUACCAUUGUUGAAUUUAAAAAAAAAAAAAAAACAGCCCUCUCCUUUUACCACGUAACUUAAAACAAAUAAUAAUCUUUGAUGAUGUUUUAUAUUAUGAAAGUUUUUGUAAUGAUCACCCUCUUUACCUACAGUGGUAUGUUCCUCUUGUCAAGCCCUCCAUCUUACAGAAGACCUCCUGAGUGGACUUAUUUUUAUUCAGAAUAAAAAGCUGCUUUGCAUCCUGAAAAAAGGGGACUCUGAAUGGCGAGUGUGCUUGCAUGAUUCAGAUGCACCCUAAGGGUGGGUAAAGAAAUCACAGAAUGGAUCUGUGAAUCCAGAAAUAUGUGGAUUAAUUUUUCCAUAGUAACCACUAUUUAUAGGUUUCUUUAAUUCUUGCGUAAGAAAUUAAAUUUAAUCAAUGAACUUGAAUUUUAUGGAUUUCAUUUAAAUACAUUAAUAAAUAAAUAAACCUA
Molecule: messenger RNA, 1768 nt
Organism: Megalobrama amblycephala (Wuchang bream)
Lineage: Eukaryota; Metazoa; Chordata; Actinopteri; Cypriniformes; Xenocyprididae
Exons: 11
Coding region: 76-1371 (431 amino acids)
Molecular function (GO): 2 iron, 2 sulfur cluster binding
Source: RefSeq, a predicted model, not a curated record